GCCACGCUCUUCACUCAUGCUAAAACUCUGCCCUCAUCUCCACGAUCCACUGUGAAUCGAUGCUUCUGGCUUCCCUUCAGGUCGCGCCUCGCACCUCUCACCGACUCUGCGACUCAUCAUUCCCUUCAACUCUCGACCUCUCACGGACUCACGGUGCCAUCACUACAGCCCUUGGCCCUUGCUGCCCUGCAACUCACUGCUCACCUCCAGCUGAGCUCCAAGGCUGCUGCUGGGUUGUCUUAGCCAGCCUCUCACCGUGGCAUUACUCUUUAGUGGGGAAAAAAGGGUUCUCAACUCUGAACUUUGGCAUGCAUGUACGGGACCUCUUGUUUCUCUACCUCCUGUUGGAAGUAGGGUUGUUUAUUUCCCACAGGGUCAUAGUGAACAGAUGGUAUGUGUAUCAACUUGCGCUUGCUACAUGAAGAAUGAAUUUUGAAUAUCUUU
Molecule: messenger RNA, 444 nt
Organism: Rubroshorea leprosula
Lineage: Eukaryota; Viridiplantae; Streptophyta; Magnoliopsida; Malvales; Dipterocarpaceae
Source: the annotation of a GenBank genome assembly